ACACCAGGGGAAUCACACAGCUAAGAAAAUUCACUGCUGUUCAGUGUGCGGACAAGACUGCAAAAAGUUAUCAAAACUGCUAAUACAUAUGAGAAUACACACAGGAGAAAAGCCAUACCCUUGCUCUGUGUGUGGAAAGCAGUUCCGUGUAAAAAGACAUCUCCAAGACCACCAGACAGUGCACACUGGAGAGAAACCUUACGUCUGCUCCAAAUGUGACAAGAGGUUUGGUUUCGCCUCAGCCUUGAAAAGGCACCAGUGGUUACACAUAGAAGAGAAACCUUACUCCUGCUCUGUGUGUGGGAAGGGUUUUAGCUUACAAUCACGCAUGAAGGAACACUUCCUGAUGCACUCAGGAGAAAAACCCCACUCCUGCUCUGUCUGUGGAAAGAGUUUCAGCCGUCCAGAUCAGUUAAAGGACCACUCUCUGCAACAUGCAGGGAAACCCCACCACUGUUCUGUGUGUGAGCUAAGCUUUGCCUUGUCUAAACAACUCCUGAAGCAUGAGAAGACUCACACAGGAAAGAGACCUUAUAGUUGCUCUGUGUGUGGGAAGAGUUUCAGCGAGAAGGCGUAUCUUGAAGACCACCGGUCAGUGCACACUGGGGAGAAACGACAUCCUUGCCCUGAUUGUGACAAGAAGUUUGGAUGUGCUUCAUCCCUGCGUAAACACGGACUGUUGCACAUAGAAGGGAAAUCCCACUCCUGCUCUGUGUGUGGGAAGAGUUUUUCUGAAGCACGUUACUUGAAGGAGCAUUUCCGGACACACACUGGAGAGAAACCUUUCUCCUGCUCUGUCUGCGAAAAGAGUUUUGCAAGAUCAGCAAGCCUUAAAGUCCACCACAGAUAUCAUACAGGAGAGAAACCUUACAGCUGUGCUAAAUGCGGCCAGAGCUUCAUUAGUUCUCAAAAACUUCAGAGACAUCAGAAAACUCAUGCUGGUUUACCACCUGUUGAGUUUCAAAACCCUGUUCCAAUUGAAGGAGAGAGGGAGGGAGAAGAAGAGGAAGUUGGUGGUCUGAUUAAUUCAGAUGGAGAAGCGGUUGGUUGGGAUCUUCAUCGUCUCGACGGGAUUUCGGAGGGGAGAGCCUCUACAUCAGGAGAACCUAAAGAAACCUAGGGGAAUCUCAAAGCUCAGAGAUACAGUUGCUCUGUGUGUGGGAAAGACUGGCAACGGUUAUUUGAUCUGAAAAGACACAUGACAACGCACACAGGAGAGAAACCGCACAGCUGUUCUGUCUGUGGGAAGGGUUUGACAAGAUCAUCAGACCUUAACAUAUACAGUAGAGAGAACUUACAGCCUUGUCGAAUGUGGCCAGAGAUUUACCACUUCUCAGAGUCUUGGGAGACACAAGAAGAGACGCCACAUCUCACUUCCUGAGGACCAGGCUGGCGGGGUCAAGACUGAAGACUCCAAUAGUAUCAUAGAUGAAGAGGAGGAGGCAUCCUCUUAUGUCAACGGUAGCACGGUGGAAGGGGGGAAACAAGAACUAACCCUAAACAUCUUGAAGUAAAAUAUAUACAGUGCCUUCGGAAAGGAUUCAGACCCCUUGACUUU
Messenger RNA from Salvelinus namaycush (lake trout), 1558 nucleotides. RefSeq names its product zinc finger protein 239-like. Gene Ontology annotation, biological process: regulation of transcription by RNA polymerase II. Lineage: Eukaryota; Metazoa; Chordata; Actinopteri; Salmoniformes; Salmonidae. The record is from RefSeq and is a predicted model, not a curated record. Bases 89 to 1120 code for a protein of 343 amino acids. Gene Ontology annotation, molecular function: RNA polymerase II cis-regulatory region sequence-specific DNA binding; DNA-binding transcription factor activity. The transcript is spliced from 2 exons.